AUGUCUCGAGCAAUUCUUAUCCUCGCCCUUUUCGGCUCAGCAGCCGCAAUGCUGGAUCAAUCCAUCGCUGUUGAAGGUAAUAUAAUACUUACACUUCAAAUGAUAAUUCCAAUAGAAAUAUAUACCCCAAAAAGAGCUAGACCUGGCCGGAAUUCCAGAAAAUCUGACUGAAAACGCCAAAAAUGGGGUAUUCAUGAUCAAUAAAGCUAUUGCAAGUUUAAAUAUUUGUUGCCUGCUAGAAAAACGUGGAGAAAUUUGAACAAAUGGAAGUUGAAAACUUUUGAAAAACUCGGAGAAGCUUUAGGGAUCUCUUAAGAGGUUUCUCAAGAACUAGAUGGAGAAGGCGCUUAAGUGGCCAUUAAAACCACCUCUGUAGAUGCCACUUUUUGCGUCGUAGGGAACACUAUAGUGGUUAUCUUUUUAAUGACUUUUAAAACGUCAAAACCCUAAUUUAGCCACUAAAAACCUUCCGCAGAAGCUUCUAGAAAAUGUUGUAAUAAGACAAGAAGCAUCAAAAUUUCUAUACUAUUAAAAAUUUGAUAUUUCCAUUCAAAAAUAUCUUUUUGGUUUUUUUUUUUUUUGAUGGGAAAUAGCCUAUAAAUUCGCCUCCUAACGAUAGUUUAACAACAUGCCGAAAUUCUUUUUCUAGGUUACUUAACAAAAAUCCGAAACUUUCUGAAAAAUUCCUUCUAGGAGCAGUUCAAAACCCAACACUAGUUCAAAGGCCACCUUUUCAAAAAGUUCUUAUGUUUCAACUGAAACUAACCUACUUGUGAUGGUAGCCAUUUCCACUGAAACCCUACCAUGAACUCCAUAAUCUCACCACCAAUCUUCCUCCAGGACGACUAAUGUGUGGUCCGAAGCCGGCGAGCGGGGUCCGCAUCAAGUUGUGGGAAGAAGACACCGGACCGGAUCCGGACGACCUCCUCGACGAAGGCUACACCAACGCCGACGGCGAGUUCAAGCUCGGCGGCUACACGGCCGAGUUGACGCCCAUCGAUCCGAUCUUUAAGGUCUACCACGACUGCGACGACGGGAUCAAGGUUAACAUCAUAUCACAAGUCUCAAAUGAACUGGAAUUUGCAGCCUGGCUCCCGAAAGGUCAAAUUCGCCCUUCCGAAAUCCUACAUCACCAAGGGACAGACACCAAAGAAGGUCUUCAACAUCGGUUAGUGGAUGAAUUAUUUUAAUCUAAAUCCUAAACCCUACUGCUUUUUUCUCAUUCCCUAGUCAACAUAUCAAUAGAGAGAGCAAUCGGAAAAAAAAAAUCCCAUUUCUAAACUUUUCUGAGACUCGGUCUGUCGACGUCUAUCAUAAUACUUCUGAAUUUCUAACCAAAUCGAAGAUACCAUCAGUUCCCACCACGACACUCUACCAUUCCUCAAAUUCCAGGAGUCCUGAACCUGGAGACCAUCUUCCCGAAGGAGGAGCGCGAGCUGAUCGUGACAAGACGUCGCCGUGACCACAACCACUACGACGACCCGAAGGUCCACAAGACCGCCAGACACAACAACGAGAACCGGUACGACGACUACGGCGAGCGCCAUCAUAACCGUCGGGCCGUCUUGGUCGACGAGCCGGGAACUCUGCACCACACGGCCCGUUCCACCAUGGUGGUCCACGACGAGAACGACGCCAACCUUCUGGGCGGCCGUCGUCCCAACGUCGCCCCAGAGUACGAGGGCAAGAGGGUGAUCGCCAUCAACUACGCCGACCCGGACAGCGCCAACGUUCUCACCGGCCAGCACACCGAGCUUCUGGUCAAGCCGGACACGGUCCCUCGUGACGCUACUGUUUUCGUCGAUGCUGAAAGACGUCAAGUAGUUCGGGCGGAUCGCACCGACCUGGGGACUAUUGCCGAGGAACGCCGUCGGGAAGCCGAGGCGGAGGCUGCCGACCGGGCCAAUCUGAGAAGGGCCGAAGUGGCUAGAGUCACCGAGGACAGCAGUAGCGAGGAGGUCGUCGACCGCAAGUCGCAGCGUCGAUACUUCUAA
Messenger RNA from Caenorhabditis auriculariae, 1994 nucleotides. The record is from the annotation of a GenBank genome assembly. NCBI's taxonomy places the organism in Eukaryota, Metazoa, Nematoda, Chromadorea, Rhabditida, Rhabditidae.